AUGGGCCAAAAGACAGUUCUCAUUACCGGUUGUAGUGAAGGUGGGAUAGGUGACGCUCUAGCAAAAACCUUCCACAAGAAGGGCUUUCGAGUUUUCGCGAGCGCCCGGAAUACCGCCAAAGUCCAACACCUCAAGGACAUGGGUCUCGACAUUGUACAACUAGAUGUAACCGACGAAAGGUCAAUCGAACAGGCAGUGUCAGCCGUGAAGGCUGCGACGGGUGGAUAUUUGGAUUUCUUGGUCAAAAACUCGGGCUCAGGUUACGGCAUGCCUUUAUUGGACUCGGAUGUGUCAGUCGCCAAGAAGAUGUUUGAUGUCAACGUCUUUGCUGUCGUGACCGUCACUCAGGCGUUUGCGCCACUUUUGAUCGCCUCGCAAGGAACGAUCAUUAACAUUGGGUCAGUUCUUGGGAAGAUGCCACUCCCAUGGUCAGGAUAUUACAAUGCAAGCAAAGCGGCAGUUGCCAUAUUGACCGACCAAAUGCGUAUUGAGUUCGCUCCUUGGAAAGUCCGCGCAAUCCUCGUCGAUACUGGUGCAAUUCGAACCAAGUUCCUCGACAACCUUCCAAGUGCACCACGUCUACCCGAGAAUUCUCUCUAUUACCCUGCAAAGGAUGUGAUCGAGCCAGCAUUGGCUGGAACUGAGGUGGAGAAAAUUGCUAUGGAUGUUAAUUCCUAUGCCGAGGUCGUGGUCAACAAUGCGAUCCGAUCAAGCCCUAAGAAACAUCUUUGGUCAGGCGGAGGGGCAUUGAUUACUUGGCUGGCUUCAACAUUUGGCUGGUCAACUAUAUGGGAUACGUUGCUCCCCCCACUCGCCCACAUGCCAGAUAUCACCAACAAGAUCCGUACAGCGGAGAAGGCCGAACAGAAUCGCGAGAAGACAAAAUAA
This is a messenger RNA of Aspergillus calidoustus, 888 nucleotides long. NCBI's taxonomy places the organism in Eukaryota, Fungi, Ascomycota, Eurotiomycetes, Eurotiales, Aspergillaceae. The record is from the annotation of a GenBank genome assembly.